GUGUGUAAAUGCUUUUGGAGACAAAAACAAGUCCCAUCUCACAACAAUCUUCACUAAAUGGAAACAACAAGCAGAAUCCAAUUAUAUAAUUCUCUGAUCGAAUACUCACUCUCUCUCUCUCUCUCUUUCUAGCAAGGAAUUAAGGGUUUCACUAUUUUGUUUUUCCAUUCUUGGAACUGGGUUUUGUUUGGUUUCUGGGAAAGAGAGAAAAUUUUAAGAUGGGGAGAGGAAAGGUGCAGAUGAAGAGGAUAGAGAACAAGAUCAACAGGCAAGUCACCUUCUCCAAGAGGAGGGGUGGGUUGCUGAAGAAAGCUCAUGAGAUCUCAGUGUUGUGUGAUGCAGAGGUUGCUUUGAUUGUCUUCUCCACCAAAGGAAAGCUCUUUGAGUACUCCACAGAUUCUUGCAUGGAGAAGAUCCUUGAGCGAUAUGAAAGAUACUCGUAUGCAGAAAGGCAGCAAACAGUUUAUGAUCCUGAAUCACCUGAAAAUUGGUCCCUGGAACAUGUCAAACUUAAGGCCAGGAUCGAGCUUUUGGAAAAAAAUCACAGGCACUAUAUGGGUGAGGAUCUGGACUCUUUAAGUCUUAAGGAGCUCCAAAAUUUGGAGCAACAGAUUGAUACUGCUCUUAAGCGCAUUCGAUCAGGAAAAAACCAGCUCAUGUACGAGUCCAUCUCUCAGCUCCAAAAGAAGGAGAAGGCAAUACAGGAGCAAAAUAACACGCUAGCAAAGAAGAUCAAGGAGAAGGAGAAGGAGAAGUCUACCGAGCUGCAGGUUCAAUGGGAGCAGCCAAGCUAUGGCCCUAAUUCAUCUUCAUUCACAUUACCACAAUCACUUCCCUGCCUAAACAUGAGUGACACUUACCAGGGCAAAGCUCCAGAAAUGAGGAACGAACUCAAUCUGAGUCUUGAACCAAUAUAUUCACUCAACCUUGGAUGCUUCACCACAUAAAUGACUGGAAGAAGACUUCUGGCUGGUUCUAAAAAUUUUGAUUUUUAUGUGAAUAUGGAUGCAUAUAUAUAAUGGUGUAAAGAGAAAUAAGAUAUUCCCAUUGAUUCUUAUUCUCUUUUAACCACCUCUAUUAUGAUUUAACAGAUUACUUCUCCAAGCGAAAGUGAUCUGUAUAAGUGUGUUAUAGGUUUGCUCCCUGUUAAGCUUCAUGUAGAAGGGUAGACUCUACCUGUAAAAUAAUGAACUUUGGAAGUGUGUUGUGUGUUUGUAUUGAUGUAUGUGAAAGUUUGCAACUCUAAAGACUAUAUUCU
Molecule: messenger RNA, 1258 nt
Organism: Cornus florida
Lineage: Eukaryota; Viridiplantae; Streptophyta; Magnoliopsida; Cornales; Cornaceae
Product: agamous-like MADS-box protein AP1
Exons: 8
Coding region: 219-947 (242 amino acids)
Biological process (GO): positive regulation of transcription by RNA polymerase II
Cellular component (GO): nucleus
Molecular function (GO): DNA-binding transcription factor activity, RNA polymerase II-specific; protein dimerization activity; RNA polymerase II cis-regulatory region sequence-specific DNA binding
Source: RefSeq, a predicted model, not a curated record